This is a messenger RNA of Suillus discolor, 875 nucleotides long. RefSeq lists its product as uncharacterized. Lineage: Eukaryota; Fungi; Basidiomycota; Agaricomycetes; Boletales; Suillaceae. The transcript is spliced from 5 exons. The coding region runs from base 202 to 681 and encodes 159 amino acids. The record is from RefSeq and is a predicted model, not a curated record.
GCAAAAUCUGAGGACCUCAUUUUCAGGACUUAAGAUGUGCUGUUGCGUGAGUUAUGAAACAUUUUGCAAUUCUCUACAAUCUUGCAACUCUGGCCCAACGAUAGUACUUAGUGAGGACGUGUGGGAUACAGUGAGCUUUAAUAAUACAUGAUUUUAUUCCAACAUUAAACGUGAUACGAUAUGAUGUGAUGCGCGGGAACGAUGACUGCUGACGUGCCACGCAGAUGGGAUUGGAUGUUCAGAUGGAGUAGGAGAAGUGGAUAUUCUGCGAUUGAGACAAUCAUGACACAUGAUAUACGGGGGUACUGGGAUUCGACAGGUUUUCAAUCGCUGGAUCCAUCCCAAAUUGUCAAAAGACAGUCUGCUGGCAUUCCAGAUGUUAUAGAGUUGCAUGUAAGACUAUUGGCGGAUAGAUUUAUUUUAUCCCAUAUCGCAUCCUCGGAGUCGCACAUCAUGCGUUUCUCCUCUGCAAUUGUCCUUGCCAUCGUCGCUGGAUUGACGGCAUCAAGCUCUGCCACGCCCGUUGAGGGCUCUGCCACAGAUAGAUGUGCCGAAUUUUGCUUCAGUGACGGAGCUUGCGCUGGCUAUUUGGUUUCUAUGCGUAGUGAGUCGUGUUUCUGCUUUCACAUCAGUGCAAUACAGCCGUUGGCACUGACACGCGAGUUACCAGUAAUAUCUUGAGUCCAUCAAUGGGUCGUUGGCAGUGAGGGUGAUUUCGUUUGAUUGGGAAAUGACACUUAAGGACAAUAAUAUUGCCGUACAGAUCAGUCCAUGGCGCAGUGUCAGUGACUGUUGCUCCUGCUGAAUCGCCGUAACGGAUAUGAACCUAUAAUCUGCGCUUAGUAAUAAAAACACACCUAGGUCAUCCUUGUCCG